UCUCCCAAAAGAGAUCAUUUGGUUGAUGGGGGCACCUGGGAGUGGCAAAGGAACACACACUAAUUCAAUUCUAAAAGCUCGUGGAAUAACCAAUCCAGCGAUUUGUAUGUCAGCCCUUUUAUCCACUCCAGAUUGCAAAGACCUUAUAAACAAGGGUCAAAUGAUCAGUGACGGAAAGGUUUUAGAAAACUUACUACGUGCACUUCUUAAUUGUGAUCCUACCGUGGGAUGUCUCGUCGAUGGAUUCCCUCGCACGGAUAUCCAGGCCGAAUGCCUGAAACUUUUAUACGACAAAAUGCACGAAUUGCGUCGAGAAUAUUGGAAAACCCCGCUGCAGGACAACUUCCCUCGUCCCACGUUCCGUAUUUGCGUCUUGUAUGUCGACGAGGAAGUAUCCGUAGCCCGUCAGAUAUCACGGGGAAAUAAGAUACGAGAACACAACGCUCAAGUUCGAAUGACGGGACAAGGGGUACUUUUAGAGGAACGGGUCACCGAUUAUGACGAAAUGUUAAUUCGAGCGCGCUACCGGAUAUUCAAAGAACAUUUUGGUGCUUUGAUGAAACUUGGAAACCUAUUCCCAUUUCAUCUCAUCAAUGCUAUCGGAACCAUCGAUGAGGUGAUGCACGUGAUCAUCAAAGAAUUCGAGUACCAGAGUUCUCUCGAACUUG
Messenger RNA from Acaulospora morrowiae, 668 nucleotides. NCBI's taxonomy places the organism in Eukaryota, Fungi, Glomeromycota, Glomeromycetes, Diversisporales, Acaulosporaceae. The record is from the annotation of a GenBank genome assembly.